Paramecium octaurelia is the source of this 240-nucleotide messenger RNA. NCBI's taxonomy places the organism in Eukaryota, Ciliophora, Oligohymenophorea, Peniculida, Parameciidae. The record is from the annotation of a GenBank genome assembly.
UAUAAAUAAAAUAAUUGAGGCAAUAAUGUCAAUUACCUUCACUCUUAAAUUAAGAGUAAAAUGGAUAGUAUUCUAGCUUCGAUUAUCUCCUAUUAAUGAGAUAAUAAUUCGAAAACAAAGACUAUUAUACGUUUAUUGUAUUAUAUAAAAAGAUAAUUUGUAUGAUAAGAAAUUCUUAAUUAGAAAUAUGGGAAAUUCCAAGGAGUUUAAUUGAAAAGGAGAGUCAAAGGUGGAAUUGAG